Molecule: messenger RNA, 1128 nt
Organism: Diutina rugosa
Lineage: Eukaryota; Fungi; Ascomycota; Pichiomycetes; Serinales; Debaryomycetaceae
Product: methionine aminopeptidase
Exons: 1
Coding region: 1-1128 (375 amino acids)
Biological process (GO): proteolysis
Molecular function (GO): metalloaminopeptidase activity
Source: RefSeq, a predicted model, not a curated record
AUGACGACCUGUGCCCUGCCCCAGUGUGGCAAGGACACCGAGCUGCAACUCAAAUGUCCCGUGUGUCUCAAGGAAGACAAGGUGCUGGUGUUCUGUGACCAGCUGUGUUUCCGCAACGGGUGGGCGGUGCACAAGGCCAUCCACAAGGCCGACGACGGCCUGGACAAUUAUAACCCGUUCCCCAACUACCUGUUCACUGGCGAAUUGCGUCCGGUGUACCCGUUGCUGGAGCGUCGUCAGCUCCCCAAACACAUCAAGCGGCCCGACUACGCGUUGGACGGCAAACCGUUGCUGGAGAUCAAGAACGACAGAUUGGGCAAAAUCGUCGUCCACCCGCCCAAGACGCUUGAAAAACUCCGCAAGUGUUGUAAAGUGGCCAGAGAAGUGUUGGACGCUACCGCCGCUCACGUGGCCCCCGGUAUUACCACGGAUGAGCUCGAUGCCAUCUUACACAAAGAAUGCCUCAAACGCAACGCCUACCCGUCCCCACUCAACUAUUACAACUUCCCUAAGCUGUUGUGCACCUCGGUAAACGAAGUGAUCUGCCACGGGAUCCCUGACGGCUAUACUCUUCAAGAUGGCGACAUCAUCAACUUGGACGUUACCAUCUUCUAUUUGGGCGUCCACGCCGACUUGAACGAGACUUAUUACGUCGGUGAUAAGGCUAAGUGUGACCCUGAUACUGUCCGCUUGGUGGAAACCACCAGAGAGUGUUUGGAUAAGGCGAUCGCCAUGGUUAAGCCUGGGGUGGCCUACCGCGACUUCGGUGAAGUUAUUGAAAAACACGCCCACGCUAACGGCUGUUCGGUGGUGCGUACCUACUGUGGCCACGGCAUUGGUGAGUUGUUCCACUCGCAACCUAACGUGCCCCAUUACCUGAAGAAUAAGGCCGUGGGCAUCUGUAAACCCGGCCACGUUUUCACCAUUGAGCCGAUGAUCUGCUUGGGGACGUGGCGUGACCAGACGUGGCCCGAUAACUGGACUUCCGUCACGCAAGACGGGAAGUACUCGGCUCAAUUUGAGCACCAAUUAUUGGUCACCGAGGACGGGGUCGAAGUGUUGACUGCGAGAACAGAAAAGUCGCCCGGUGGCGCCAUUCCUAGACUCGAAGCCAAGACCGAGAAUUAG